Melanotaenia boesemani (Boeseman's rainbowfish) is the source of this 5137-nucleotide messenger RNA. Its product is annotated as protein diaphanous homolog 3-like. NCBI's taxonomy places the organism in Eukaryota, Metazoa, Chordata, Actinopteri, Atheriniformes, Melanotaeniidae. The record is from RefSeq and is a predicted model, not a curated record. Gene Ontology annotation, molecular function: microtubule binding; actin binding; small GTPase binding. The transcript has 29 exons. Gene Ontology annotation, cellular component: actin filament; cytoplasm. Gene Ontology annotation, biological process: actin cytoskeleton organization; actin filament polymerization. The coding region runs from base 475 to 4134 and encodes 1219 amino acids.
CAAAAAAAUAUCUGUGUUUUUCUAAGAAACGCUUCAACCUUCCAACAGCGUUUCUUUUAGUUAUUGGUCAGACAUACAAAGUUUCUAGCGAGCUGUUGUUUGUGUGUUUUUAACGAUAUAUAUAUUUUUUUCCGUUGUCGGAAUCUCCAGCGUUACGUGACAGUUCUUAAAUUGGAUUAGUGCUAAAUUAAGCCAGUGUUGAAUGGUGGUUUAGCCAACUUGCUAGUUAGCGAGACGAGCUGUUGUGUCUGCCAACUAGAACAUUUACGUUUUGAACUUUCUAGUUUAGACAUAUGUGUGUAAUUUGCAUGCAAGCCUGGCUAGCUGACGGAACAUUUUAAGAGGUGGAGAGUAAUGUUAUACAAGUCUGCAUGUGUUGGCCUCCACAGUUUAAGGGUGUGUGCUAACGUUACAGAUCUUAAUAGACCUACCUGCUAAGUAACUAUCAGACUGCGUAAAAGUCACUAGGUUAACAUGGAUAGUUACAGCCAGCGGUUUGAAACCACAACAACACGAGAAGUGAAAUCUCAAAAGAAGAAAGGAUCAUCUCAUCACAGCACAUCGUGUUACGAUGAAGGAGACCGCAAACCAAAGUUUCACUUGCCCUUUAAAAACAUCACAGAUGAUGUGCUGGACAGAUUUGCCAGUAUUCGAAUCCCAGGUAGUAAAAAGGAGCGGCCACCCUUAACACAAUUCAAACACAACACGAGUGAUUGGUCGACUUCUUCGUCAUCCACUCUGCAUCAUUUUGAGGAGCUAUCCUCAAAGAUCACCUCAGAAAAAGAAAUCUUGGCGCUGUUUGAAAAGAUGAUGGAGGAUAUGAACUUGAAUGAAGACAAAAAGACUCCUUUAAGGGAAAAAGACCUCAACACAAAGCGAGAAAUGGUCACCCAGUAUAUUUUUGCAGCUUCCAAAACUGGUAGCCUGAGAAACAGCCAUCAGAUAUCUCCCCAGGAAUUCCUUGGUGAGCUGAAGUCAGGGGUGAUGGAUGAACGCCUGUUUGCCUGUCUGGACUCAUUGCGUGUGUCCCUUACCAGCAACCCAGUCAGCUGGGUGCAGAGCUUUGGGCAUGAGGGCCUUGGCUUGCUGCUGGACAUUUUGGAGAAGUUGCUUUUCAAGAAACAGCAAGAGAAGAUUGACAAAAAGAACCAACAUAAGGUUGUCCAGUGUCUCAAAGCCUUCAUGAACAAUAAGUAUGGCUUGGAUCGAAUUCUGGGGGAGGAGAAAAGUCUUGCUUUACUGGCAAGAGCCAUCGAUCCUACCCAGCCUGCAAUGAUGACCGACGUGGUGAAGCUGCUGUCGGCCAUCUGCAUUGUAGGAGAGGAGAACACUUUGGAGAAGGUCCUUGAGGCCAUUACCACAGCAGGGGAAUGGCGAGUCAUUGAAAGGUUCAGUCCCAUUGUGCAAGGACUUCGAGAUCGCUCCGUUCAGUUACAAGUGGCCUGCAUGCAGCUCAUCAACGCCCUAGUAACAUCUCCUGAUGAGCUGGACUUCAGGCUGCACAUUAGAAAUGAAUUUAUGCGCUGUGGCCUCAAAGAGAUAUUGCCGCAACUAGCAACCAUCAGGAAUGAGGCCCUUGACAUUCAGCUGAAGGUAUUUGAGGAGCAUAAAGAGGAGGACAUGAUGGAAUUCUCUCACAGAUUGGAGGACAUCCGGAGUGAGCUUGAUGAUGCGGGGGAUGUUUUCAGUAUUGUGCAGAGCAUGGUGAAGGACAGCAGCGCAGAGCCCUAUUUCCUUUCCAUCCUGCAGCACCUGAUGCUUAUACGAAAUGACUACUUGGUCAGGCCCCAGUACUUUAAGGUUAUUGAGGAGUGUGUUUCUCAAAUCGUACUGCACCGCAGUGGUACUGACCCAGACUUUGGUUACCGCAAGCGCCUCGAUGUUGACUUCAGCCACCUCUUAGAGGUGUGUGUGGAUAAAGCUCGAAUUGAUGAGUAUGAACAAAGAGCUUUGGAGCUGGCACAGAAGUUUGAUGAAGAAUUCUUAAGCAGACAAGAGGCACAAACUCAGCUGGUGAAGUGUGAAGAAAAAAUAGCUGAACUCCAAACAGAGCUACAGGCCUUCAAGUCCCAGUUUGGAGCUGUUCCGGUGGGCCUGACCUCUGCGCAGAGUGUCCAGCCAUCAUCUUCCUCCUCAUUACCAUCUGGCCCUCAAAACUCUGCACCUGCACCGGGGGUGCCAGCUCCCCCUCCUCCUCCUCCUCCCCCACCUCCUCUGCCUGGCUGUCCUGCCCCACCUCCUCCACCUGGAAUGCCUCCUCCAUUCGGUGCCCCCCCUCCACCUCCUCCAGGGUUUGCUCUAGGCUCCCCCACUCACCACACACUGCCUUAUGGCCUCAGGCCUAAGAGGGAGUUCAAGCCUGAGAUCUCCAUGAAGCGCCUCAACUGGUCCAAGAUUCGCCCCCAGGAAAUGUCAGAGGCAUGUUUCUGGGUGUUGGCUGAUGAGGACCAGUAUGCAAAACCAGAACUGCUUGACAGAGUUGCUCUUACCUUUGGCUCACAAAGAACAGAAAUAAAAGCCAAAAAAGAAGAGGAGGAUCUGGAGGAUAAGAAAUCCAUUAAGAAGAGAAUUAAAGAGCUCAAAGUUCUCGAGCCCAAGAUUGCACAGAAUCUGUCCAUCUUCCUGGGUUCCUUCCGUAUGCCUUAUCAGGAAAUACGUCGCAUGAUAGUGGAGGUGGAUGAGGAACAGCUCACUGAACCCAUGAUCCAGAACCUUGUAAAGCACCUACCAGAGCAGGAGCAGCUGAAUGCACUGGCCAAGUACGAAAAUGAGUACUCUAAUUUGUCGGAGCCUGAGCAGUUUGGGGUUGUGAUGAGCAGCCUGAAGCGGCUGCGACCUCGCCUCAGCCACAUCCUGUUUCGACUCCAGUUUGAGGAGCAGAUAAACAAUCUACGCCCAGAUAUCCUGGCAGUAAAUACAGCAUGUGAAGAGGUCAGGAAGAGCCGCUCUUUCGGCCGCUUACUGGAGCUUGUGCUGCUGCUGGGGAAUUACAUGAAUGCAGGCUCUCGAAACGCCCAGUCCUACGGCUUCGACCUCAGUUCUCUUUGUAAGCUGAAAGACACAAAGUCUGCAGACCAGAAGACAACAUUACUUCACUUCUUAGCAGAAGUUUGUGAGGAGGAGUUUCCCGAUGUGAUCAAGUUUGUUGACGACCUUGAGCAUGUGGAUCGAGCAAGCAGAGUGUCUGCAGAGAAUCUGGAAAAGAGCCUCAGGCAGAUGGAGAGGCAGCUGCUGCAGCUGGAGAGAGACCUGGAGACUUUCUCCUCCCCUGAUGACCCUAACGACAUGUUUUUCGCCAAAAUGGCUAGCUUCAGCACAGUUGCACGGGAGCAGUAUGGCAAGCUGGUGAUCAUGCACAGCAAUAUGGAGACUUUGUAUCAAAACAUGCUGGAAUACUUUGCUGUUGAUCCCAAGAAGACGUCUGUUGAAGAGGUGUUCACUGACCUCAGCAACUUCCGCUCCAUGUUCACUCAAGCUCUGAAGGAGAACUUCAGGCGAAGGGAGUUAGAAGAGAAACAGAGGAGAGCACGGGCAGCAAAGGAGAAGGCCGAGCGGGAAAAGCAGGAAAGACAGCAGAAGAAGAGGAGGUUACUGGAAGUCAAUGCAGAGAAUGAUGAGACAGGUGUGAUGGAUAGUUUGCUGGAAGCCCUGCAGUCAGGAGCUGCAUUCAGAGAUCGCAGGAAGAGAGUGCCAAGACCCAGAGAUAACCAGCAGCAGAUGAUCAGCCCCAGCUCCUUCCGCCAGGUUCUCAGGCCAGUUAACCACGAAAACAAGGCACCUUUACAAAGGUCUCGCUCGCGGCAGAAUGUAAAUGCGAGCUCGGCGGUGGCGAAAGCUCCUCCUGCCAAGGAGGCUCGUAAUGAGUCUGAGGGCCAUCCAUCUGCAGCCAGGAUCAAGGCAUCUGCAAGCUCAGAGUCAGGCCGUAGGAACAGGAACGCUCCUGGUCAUGUCUAUGGGCUGGACAGAGAGAGGGUGGUGGAGAGGGAGAUGGUCAGAGUGAUGGAAAAAGAGACGGAUGUCGACGAGGAGGCUCCCGCCUUUCAGCCAUCCUCCUCUGGUCCUGCAGUCAGCAGCUGUGACGCCAAUGGAGAGGCAGAUGUAGAGGCUCUCCUGGCCAAACUCAGAGCUUUGUGAGGUUUGUUUCUCAACACAGAAAUAAUAAACACCACAUGGUGUGUUUUCUGCUCCACAGAUGAUCCGAAUGUUUCCAAAAGAUCUUCAUGGUUCUUUUCCUUUUUUUCAGUAACAAAGUACAUACGCAAAAAGAGUCAGACAUUCCUGCAAAUUAUAGACAUUAUUAAUAUUUUAAAGAAACAGCUGGUCACUUUUUAAGUCUCUGAAUAUCCUACAAAGUUCCCCAUGAAGGGACUGAUUUUCAAAAAAUACUCAAGCACAUUAGUGUCACAGAUUAUAAUUCAAAAGGGAAAAAAAGGACCCAGAAAGAUUCAGCAGAAUAUGAUCCAGCAAAGUGCACUGCCAAUAACACUUGGCCGUACCACAUUCAUCCCAAACAAGAAGGCAAUUCUUCAUAAAGCUGCAGCAUUGCUGAGCACUUUUUCUUACUUAGGAGUAUGCAACAUGAUAAAAAAAAAACCUUCAGAUGAGCAUUUUUACACCUUAACUACAUUACUUAUUUUCAUAAGCAUGUUAGUAGUCAUUUACAAGUAAAGACUUUAAACAUAUAUCCACAUCUACUUUGAUUUAUAACAUGUUUAUAAUUCCGUUUCUUUUAAAGGUUUUUUUUUAAUUUUGUUUCCUGCAUGUUUUUGUUUUUAUAUAUAUUCAGUGUAUUGGCCUAAUUGUAUGAAAAAUCUCUAAAACCACAAAUAAAUCUAUAAAAAUAAUUUAAUCUAUGAUUAUCCUUUUUAAAGGUAUUAUAAUAGUCAGACGUUUAUUAUAGUUUAUUGACUAGACUAGUUUAUUAUCUGUGUGAGACAGAACAUUUACAAACAAUCAGACAUCAAUUAUUGUAAAAGGGAAUAAAAUAUUGUCUAAAUGUACAAAGAAGCAAAAUCAUCAGAAAUGAUGCAGUUUGUCUUCAACAUUCCCUCUGAGUCCUCGUAUGUUACGCUUCUUUGUUGUCUUUAUUUGUACUCAUUUUAUAGAAACAUUUACAAUAAAAUAAAUGUAAAUUCUU